AUGAACAAAUCUGAUACUGCAUGGCAGAAAUGUUUACCGAAAGCGGUCCUUGUGAGCUCACUUCUUAAACAUUGCAAAGACCAUCUAAAGAUUCGAGAUGAGCUCCGAAGCUUCCUGGCGGAGAUGAAGGAAGAUUCUGAACAGAUUAGAAAAGAGCUGAAGGAGGAGGAGAAAGUGACGAGGAUUCUAGUAGUAACCAUCAGGUCAGUCCAUGACCUUAAACAUAAGGAUUCUAGUAGUACCAUCAGGUCAGUUCAUUACACUCAGAGAAAGAAACACAGAGAUUCUAGUAGUAACCAUCAGAGAAAAAACCCCACAGGGAUUCUAGUAGUAACCAUCAGGUCAGUUCAUUACACUCAGAGAAAGAAACACAGAUAUUCUAGUAGUACCAUCAGAAUCCCACUCUGUCAUAUCUGUGAGAAGGAGUUUGAGUCUAGUGAAGAAGAAUUUUCAUGUCGUGUCUGUGAUCGAGUGUUCCACAAGGAAUGUGUGCUGUCAAUCAAAGAUCUCCACCCAUCCCACAUCUCCACCAUCGAGAGAGUUCACACGAGCGUGGGGUGGAGCUGUCCCGCGUGUGACGACCUAAGUUCAUUGCUGACAGAAAAUGAGCUACAAAGCAUUAUUGAUACUUUUGACGAAGACAUCAAUCCGAAAGGAGGACAAAUUACACUAGAUGAAUUCAUCGAAUACAAAAGAAAACAACUGGGACAUAAUAUGUCAGAAGAUGAGCGCAAGCUCUCACAGCUUGAAUUCCGAUUGGUUGAUACCGAUGGCAACGGAACAAUUGAUUGGUGGGAAUUUCUAAAUUUUCAGGCCAAAGUGAAACUUGCCUCACGUGACCAGAAUGGAUUGGUAGAUUUGCUGACAGAAAAAGAAGUUUUAAUGGCGAAAAUCGCCUUCUCCCGUCUGGACGUGAAUAAAGACGGCAGUAUAUCGGAACUAGAGGCCAGAAAAGUGUUUGAUGAGUAUUUUAGUCAGCUCAGCUUAUCUGACAGGAAACGGAAUAGCGUUGGAGAAACCUACGCAAAGCAUGCUCUAGCCCGAGCCAUGGCGCUGGAUGUCAAGGAAAUGGGCACUGUCACGUGGACUGAGUUUCUACAUGGACAAGCACAAUACAUUCUUGCAUCACGUCCAAACACAUCAGAUUUAAGAUAGAGACAAAUGUUGUGGGCAGCAAAACAUGAAUAUGUAAAUUAUUGGCAGACUCAUUUCUUAGUACUAUCACUGAAAUAUCUUAAUUAUGUAUCAAUAAAGUAUGUAAUA
This is a messenger RNA of Ostrea edulis (European flat oyster), 1263 nucleotides long. RefSeq names its product PHD finger protein 24-like. The record is from RefSeq and is a predicted model, not a curated record. The transcript is spliced from 9 exons. Lineage: Eukaryota; Metazoa; Mollusca; Bivalvia; Ostreida; Ostreidae. Bases 1 to 1155 code for a protein of 384 amino acids. Gene Ontology annotation, molecular function: calcium ion binding.